Molecule: messenger RNA, 279 nt
Organism: Thelazia callipaeda (thelaziosis nematode)
Lineage: Eukaryota; Metazoa; Nematoda; Chromadorea; Rhabditida; Thelaziidae
Source: the annotation of a GenBank genome assembly
AUGCCAUAUGAAAGGCCUCGUAGUUUAUCAACGCCUUAUCAGCGGUCGUCUACGCCAAAAUUUACUUACUUAAGUAAAUUUUGCGAUGAGCAAAUUAAUAAUCGAAAGCAGCUAGAAGAACUUUCAAUUCCACCAUCACUACAGCGCUUCAUAACUGCUCCAAACUCUCGACCGCCUUCUAGUCCUCAAUUAUCAUAUGCAAAUAUCGGUACUUUUCAAAAAUAUUUGCAUAUGGUAUCAGCACAUUUAUCGUCAGAAAAUGCAACAAAUCCAAACUAA